GGUCUUGUGUCAUUCGAAGUUUCGUUACGAAGUUUCGAACGAACAGUCGUGACUUGACACUUGUUUAAGAAUCGAUACGCAAUAAAUUUCAAACAAAGUGAAAUUGUCGGGUAUUUGUUUAGUCUUUUAAUCGCGGAGACUGGAUUCGGACCGAAGAAGAUAAAUUGUGAACUGUAAAAAUGACAAACACUUUAGCUGUUUGUCUAAUUUCUAUCACGCUCUUUUGUUGUACAGAUCUGUCGUUUGCGCGACAAGUAUCAAAAGAAUGCUCGAAAGGACCUGAUUAUUGGUGUCAAAGUUUAAGUCGCGCGGCUGACUGCGGCGCCGUGGGACACUGCAUCGCCACCGUGUGGGAGACACAGGAUGUCGAGAUUCACAAGAAUGAAAUAUCCGACAGAUUCAUCAAACUCUUCAGUGAACUGAAGGACAUCAAGGAUAUGAUCAAUGAGGUAGACUUAACGGAUUACCUAGCAAUCCGACUAUCAUCGACAUGCCACGAUAUCCCGGACCCAACAAUCGCCAAGAUCUGCAAAGAGAACACGUCUUCCCUACAAAAAUAUAUAAUCCAUGUUCUCUUAUCGGACACCACUCCUUCGACCUUGUGCCAAGUCAUCGGAAUGUGCAAUAACAUGAAGAUCGACAAUACAUUGGCUUUGAACAAAAAGAAGCCUACUGAUCAUACGGAUAAAAAACAUACGGAUAAAUUACUAGGCAGUUCCCAAUGUACCUGGGGACCAUCUUACUGGUGUAGCAACUUCAGUACGGGCCGGGAAUGCGGUGCGACCCACCACUGCGCCACGAAGGUAUGGGCCCAGAUGACCUUCCCCGAGGACAACGACAGCAUCUGUAAGAUUUGUACCGACAUGGUGCAACAAGCCCGUGAUCAGCUGUUGAGCAACGAAACGCAGGAGGAACUAAAGGAAGUGUUCGAGGGUUCGUGCAAGCUGAUCCCCAUCAAGGUUGUGGCGAAGGAAUGCAUCAAGUUGGCCGAUGACUUCGUACCGGAGCUGGUGGAGACCCUCUCCUCACAAAUGAACCCCCAGGCCGUCUGCUCGGUCGCCGGACUCUGCAACAACGCGAAGAUCGAUCAUCUUCUCGAAAGAUAUAACACGCAAAAAGCUCAGCGGGUGAGCUGCUACAACUGCCAGACGACUGCCAGCGUGUUAAGAAAACGAUUCGAUGCCACCACUUACGAAGAUUUCCUUAUCGGUCUUCUGCAGGUGUGUCGUAAGAUGGACUCCCUAUCAGACUCGUGCUCAAUGCUAGUAUUCAAAUACUACGAGGACAUCUUGAAAGCAGUGAAAGCGGAUCUCACACCCCAGAGCGUGUGCCACAUGAGCGGACAAUGUACUUACAGAUUCCACACCCACGAUGAGUUCGACUUCCCUGAACUGGUCGUCGGCGAAGUGAAGGCUUCUGAUGAUGUCCCUUGCGAGUUUUGCGAACAAGUAAUCACUCAUCUCCGAGAUGUAUUAGUCGCUAAUACAACGGAAUCAGAGUUCUACAGAGUCAUAACUGGCCUCUGCAAGCAAACUGGCAAAUUUAAGGAUGAGUGUCUCCACAUAGCCGAGGAAUACUACCCUGUCAUAUACAAGUUUUUGGUGUCCGACCUACAACCUGACCAGAUUUGCACCAUGAUGGGCAUCUGUGGCAAGCGAGCCGAUGAGCCAAUCUCACCAUUGUUGCCUCAAGAGAUUGCAAUCAAAGCCAACAAAUUAAUUGGCACUGAUGAAGCGAAUAGCUAUAGCACUGAGACGAUCGGAAGGGUGGCCGUACCAAAGCAAGCCAACGUUCGUAUCAUGGGAGCCGAGUCGGACAUCGCCCCGCUGCCCAUUGAGCGCAUGUUCAUACAACAACCACAAGGCAAAGCCGCCUGCUCAUUCUGCGAGUACUUCUUGCAUUAUCUCUUUAGCGAUACUAAAACUGAGGACGCUAUCAGAGACGCCGUGGAGAAAGCGUGCGACCGCUUACCAAACUCUGUAGAAGGGGAGUGCAAACAAUUCGUGACGCAGUACGGGCCGGCCGUUAUCGCUCUGCUCGUCCAAGAAAUUGACCCUGCUAGUGUGUGCCCAGCCAUGGGUCUGUGUCCGCAAACCCAAGAAGUUCGCCGUGUGUCCAUCAACUCUGACAAGUCCAACUGCCCGCUCUGCUUGUUCGCGGUGGAACAACUUGAAACUAUGUUGAAGAACAACCACACUGAGUUCACCGACGCGUAUGACCCUCUGCAUAUUACCAAGCAGAGCAUCGACUAUUACCACGAGAAGCCGCACAAGAUGGCCGACAGGAAUAACCACAGAAGGAAGUCAUUGUUACCAAAACAUAUGUUGGAGAACAGCGAUAUCGAAACAAACGAGAUCCCAGAUAACACGGUAAAUGGUCAACCGAAACAGCCUCCUGUAUCCCAGAAAAGCCUUUGUGUCAUUUGUGAAUUUGUGUUGAAGGAGAUCGACGAUGAAAUCAAGGAUAAACACAAUGAGGAUGAAAUCAAGAAUAUCGUUCUCGGCAUAUGCAAGCGCCUGCCUAAGUCAGUACGCAGCGAGUGCGAUAACUUCGUGGAGAAAUACUCAGAUCUGGUCAUCAGCAUGCUGGAACAGAAGCUCGAUCCCGCGCUCGUCUGCCAGGAACUGAAGCUGUGCAGCCCCACCGGUAUCAACGCUGUUAAGGAAGAGAUCCUGGACUGCGCCGUCUGCGAAGUGGUCGUAAUGGCGGUGAACAAAGUACUCAGCAACGACAAAGUCGACCACGACAUACUGCAUGUCGUUGAGAAAUCGUGCAAUCUACUGCCCGCUAAAUACUACGCUAGGUGUCACACCAUGAUGGAGAUAUACGGCGACAGUGUGAUUCAUCUAAUCGAAGAGUUUGGCACGAAGGGAGUCUGCCAGAAGAUCGGCUUGUGUAGCGAGCGCAACGCCGCCUACGUCCACAUGUAUAAGGACAAGGGAGAUAAGAAUCGGAACAAAAUCGAAUUGGUUGUCAAUGGAAUAUGCAACUGUCUACAUCAGUCGAUUCGUUCAGAAUGCAACACAUUCGUGGAUAUGCAUGGUGAUAAGGUGAUUGAUGUGAUCAACCAGAAGAGAGAUCCUCAACACGCGUGUCAGGCACUGAGGACGAGUGUCGUAACCCAUAAUAUGGAAGAAGAACCUGUAAUAGAUGUGAAAGAACUAUCCGAUACAUCAACACGAUUAGAAAAGUCAAAAGCUACGUGUGAAGUUUGCAAGGUUGUGGUAGAUGAGCUAAAAAAGGAGAUCAAAGGCAAGAGACGGGAACAAAUCAAGAAUCUGGUUCAUAAGAUAUGCAAGAAAGUAACAAGGUUGGUACGACACGAGUGCCACAAAUUCGUGAACAAAUAUGGUGACCGCGUGAUCGAUAUGCUUCUGAAAAAAAUAGAUCCAGGACAAAUAUGCCACAAGUUGAGUCUGUGCCGAGUUGUAGUCAUUGAUACCGUUGAAACAAAUAUAAAUGAACCAAUUGACAUAUCAACACAAACAGAAAGUUCAAAAGGCGCGUGUAAAGUGUGCAAGAUCGUAAUGGACGAAGUGAAAAAAGAAAUCAAAGGCAAGAAUGAGGAUGAAAUCAAGAAUCUAGUUCAUGGUAUAUGCAAAAAUGUACCUAAAUUAGUUCGACAUGAGUGCCACAAAUUCGUGGACAAGUAUGCAGACCGUGUCAUUGAUAUGCUUGUAAAGAAGUUGGAUCCAGGACAAGUGUGCCAUAAGUUGAAUCUAUGCCAAGUUAUAAUCAUUGAUGUCCUUGAAAUAAAUAUGAACACAAUACCUGAUGUGCCAAUACAGUUGGAAAACUCAAAAGAUGGCUGUAAGGUGUGUAAGUUAGUGAUGAAGGAGAUCAAAAGAGAAAUUAGAGGCAAGAAUCAGGAGCAAAUCAAGAAUCUCGUUCACUAUAUAUGCAAUAAAGUACCUAAACCGGUUCGACACGAGUGUCACAAGUUCGUAGAGAAAUAUGGUGACCGUGUGAUUGACAUGCUUCUGAAUAAAUUGGAUCCAGGACAAGUAUGCAACAAAUUGAGUUUGUGUCAAGUUAUAUCCAUUGAUAUUGUUGAAGAUUUGUACGAAAGAUUGGAUAUGUCAACACAAUUAGUACAUUCCAAUAGCACCUGUGAAAUGUGCAAGGCUGUGAUAGAGGACAUUAAAAUGGAAAUUAAAAAUAAAGAUCAGAAUGAAAUAAACAAACUAGUUGAGGACAUAUGCAAAGACACACCGUGGUUGUUUCGGCACGAAUGUAAGAAGUAUGUACACAACUAUAUUGACCGUUAUAUUGACGAGUUGCUGAACAAGCUCGAUGCGGAACAAGUGUGCCAGGAAUUGACACUUUGCAAUGUUUCGUCCUUUACCAUCAAAAAAUUUAAAAGGUUUGAAGUGUCACGCCAUAGUGGAGAUAUGUGAUAAUGUGCUAACCUAAGCUCAUGAAGAGGCCACAAAAAACUUCUGUGAGAAGAAUGGGUUAUGCAGCGAUUAUUAUUUCAUAAUAAGUAUAUUUUCCAAAGUAUCCUAGAGAUAGUAAUAAUAUUAUUUUAGAAUAAGCACUCAUUUUUUAUACUAUUUUUAAAAAGAAUAAAGAGUUAUUAAAAAUA
Molecule: messenger RNA, 4585 nt
Organism: Galleria mellonella (greater wax moth)
Lineage: Eukaryota; Metazoa; Arthropoda; Insecta; Lepidoptera; Pyralidae
Gene: Sap-r
Biological process (GO): sphingolipid metabolic process
Cellular component (GO): lysosome
Source: RefSeq, a predicted model, not a curated record